AUGCACACUCAAGAGUUGGGCGUGUUUGAUGUUGUAUUUGAUGGUUUCAAGGAAUUGUGCCUCCUCCCAUCCUUCGACGCACCCUCCUAUCCUUACCUGCUUAUCCAUCUCUCAUCUGCUUAUCUGCCACCUCGUCACGUUCUCCGUCUCCUCUCCUUCUCUGCCCCUUCCUCUUCUUCUCUACCCCUUCCUCUCCUUCUCUGCCCCUUCCUCUCCUCCUCUGUCCCUUCCUCUCCUCCUCUGUGCCUUCCUCUCGUCCUCUUUCCCUUCCUCUCCUUCUCUGCCCCUUCCUCUCCUUCUCUGCCCCUUCCUCUCCUUAUCUGCCUCCUCUCCUUCUCUGCGCCUUCCUCUCCUUUUCUGCCCCUUCUUCUCCUCCCCCUCCUCUUCUCCUCUGUUCCUUCCUCUCCUUCCCUGUCCCUUCCUCUCCUUCGCUGCCCCUUCCUCUCGUGCUCCUCCCCCUCCUCUUCUCCUCUGUCCCCUCCGCCCUUACUCGCCCACUUCUCUCAUUUCCUGUCCUCUUGGUUCCUAUUAUGUUGCCUCAACGCACCCAUCAUGCAGUGGUGCAAAUGGUUAAAUGUCCAAAAUGUGGAAGGGAUGUCAAGACGCGGCAAGCACUGCUCGGUCACAUGA
This is a messenger RNA of Closterium sp. Naga37s-1, 630 nucleotides long. The record is from the annotation of a GenBank genome assembly. NCBI's taxonomy places the organism in Eukaryota, Viridiplantae, Streptophyta, Zygnematophyceae, Desmidiales, Closteriaceae.